Molecule: messenger RNA, 2265 nt
Organism: Porites evermanni
Lineage: Eukaryota; Metazoa; Cnidaria; Anthozoa; Scleractinia; Poritidae
Source: the annotation of a GenBank genome assembly
GUAGUAGUAGUAGUAGUAGUAGUAGUAGUAGUAGUAGUAGUAGUAGUAGUAGUAGUAGUAGUAGUAGUAGUAGUAGUAGUAGUAGUAGUAGUAGUAGUAGUAGUAGUAGUAGUAGUAGUAGAGGGCAGUUGUUGUUGUUGUUGGUCAAGUAGUAUGUUUUGUUUUUAUUGUUUCAAUAUACAAAAAGCAAUCCAAAGGAUUUUCUAUUUUUUUACGCAGCAUUGUCUCUCAAGUGCCAGUCAUGUGGCUCUGAUGACGUUCCUUGUGGUGGUCCUAAUGUAACAAGCAUCAACUGUGAGGCCUUUUCAGAUCGCUGUAUGACAGUUACCAGGAUGAAGAAUGUUACGAUUGGGGGGCCAGAAACCGUUAUAAUGAAAAAUUGUUCACAUUCUAAAAUGGUUUGUCAAGAGGAUGGCGCUGGCUAUCGUAAGUGUCAUACACAAGGCAACUUUACGCGAAGGGCCUGUGGUGUAUUCCAUCCUGAAAGAGGGUCCCUCCCUAAAAAUAAACGGGCGAAAUAUUAAACGUAGUCGUGCCAUUUUGGCACGCCACUUGUCACAGGCUCAUCUCGGAAGGCUCUAGUCUGAAAUGUCAUACGUCUCCACCCCCUCACCCGCGCCCCCACGGGUUAGGGGGUGAAGACUAGGAAGCCUCCCGGAAACAAAGGAGCUGUGACAAAUAUUAAGGGAUCAUGACGUAAAGUAAGGAACAAGUGACCUAAAUACCGGUGAACAAAAUGAGACCGGUGAUAAAGAUAAAACUGGCCAGUAAGACGCGUUGCAGUUAGAUCUCGGAGGAUACUCCCAUAAACUUCAGAUAGGUGUGUACCACCCAUGGUCUUUCUGACCGUGACCCUUUUAAAGAUAAGAAAAAGGUAAACUUCUAUUUAGACUAUUUAAGGCCCCAACCCGAAAAAGUGACACUCUCUUCGAGGGGAGGAAAAAAAAUGUACAGACUUUAUUAAGUCGUUUUCCUAAUACUCCGAAGGAUUGCUCAGUUUUAACAAAUAAUUUAUUUCUCCUGUAGCUGGAAAUUUACGCACUUGAAUUUUAGCUGUCAGAAUUUAGAUACUCUAUCUAAGAAACAAACUGGGAACACAAUGCCAAAAUGGGCAAAAAUGAUACCCUGUUGAAAGAUGGAGACCCUCAAAAACCACACCCUAUCUGGCAGCACAUAUCUAUCUAGCCCAUAUACGGGAAUACCCUUUCCCCCCCCGGAGCUAGAUGCAACAACACUGGCGACCCUAACAAAGGGAUAAGAACGAAUAAAAUCCCAUUUGUCGUAUGGCAUCAUUGAGCUUUUUUUUUUCAAAAGCCCAAAAAGGGUAAGGGUUAGGGUACGGGUAAAGGUAAAGGUUUAUAAAACUAUAACAACAGAGCUCGAUUCUGUGAGUAUAUAGAAAGCGGAACAGUUGUCUAUAGCCAUGGAAGGAAAAUUGAAAAAAAACUGUGGUAUGUGAAAGGUUGAGGGUUUCUGCGAUAGGUGCUGUUCAAGGCCCUAUACAAAAUUCUUAAUUUAAUGAGCCGCUAGGAAGGCAUGGAUUUAUCUUCUUUUCACUAAUGUUACUCAGGCUAGAGAAAAUAGAGAAAAUAAGGAGCGCAAACUCUUACUAGCCUGUUGAGAGCCGUUUUAGAGCGAGCAAGGAAAAUUUCUCUAAAACCUUUCUUGCGAAGCCUGGAAUCAUGUUGUUCCGCUCCUACUCCGCGCAAAAGCUGGAGCUGAUUUCUUGACGUCAUCGAACUUAUACCGGAUUUUGUGCGAGCUAGAACAGCCGGAAAACUCCCAUAAACUGAGAAGAUGUUGCAAUGUCUCUAGCGAGUUGUUGGGAAUUAAUUUUUCCUCCGAAGUGUCUCGGCUUUACCGCGGUGCCCGUCUUGAAAGAUUCAAAGUACUGUAUUUUUGAGAAUUAGGUACAAUGCAAUGCAGUUCAAAAUGUAAAAAUAUUCAUCUCUAUCUCUCCCUCUUCCGUUUAUUUUUGCAGCUUGCAAGCAAACACUACCUUCAAAUGAAACAACGUGUAGAGUUAAUUGUUGUGAGGGAGAUAUGUGCAACCAAGAAUCGUCUGGGGUAGUUACGCCAACAGCAACGGUUACUAUGCUAGCGGCAUCCAGCAACGUGUCAACAAAUGUUUCGUUGUCAAGCAACACGACAACCCCCACCCCUGAGGACAAUGAGCCUCCAUCCGCUGGCGUCCCAGAAUUCAGUGCUGUUUUUAGUUCCAUUUUCCUAGGAUUUAUGGCGGCGUUUUUGGCCACAUUAGGCUAA